CUCACACAGGAAACUACAUUUCCACGUGGUUUUUAAUCUUUAUUAUCGAAAUGGCGGAAAACGGAGAAUAUUCCAAAAAGAAGAAGAGAAAAUCUGGUGAUCUCGGUGAGAUACAGCAAUCGGAAAACUUUCAGAUCCAGCCUUCAGACAGUGUCAAGAGUUUGGAUACAUCACAAUGGCCGCUGUUGCUCAAGAACUUUGACAAACUGAAUAUCCGAACACAGCACUACACGCCAAUCCCAUGCGGUUGUUCCCCUUUGAAGAGACCCAUUCAAGAUUACAUCAGGAGUGGUUUUCUGAACCUUGACAAACCUGCAAACCCGUCAUCUCAUGAAGUGGUUGCGUGGGUGAAGCGGAUCCUGCGUGUUGAGAAGACGGGACACAGUGGGACGCUUGACCCCAAGGUGACGGGCUGUCUCAUUGUGUGCAUUCAGCGGGCCACACGCUUGGUCAAGUCGCAACAAAAUGCUGGGAAGGAGUACGUGUGCAUUUUCCGCUUACACAGCGUCGUGGACGAUGAGCGGAGAGUCAAACAGCAACUGGAGAACAUGACGGGUGCAUUGUUUCAGCGGCCACCCUUAAUUUCUGCAGUCAAGCGUCAGCUGCGCAUCCGCACUGUGUACGAGUGUAAGAUGCUCGAGUACGACAAGGAGAGGGCAAUGGGGAUAUUCUGGGCGAGUUGCGAGGCCGGCACAUACAUCAGGACAAUGUGCGUUCACCUGGGACUCUUCCUCGGAGUCGGAGGUCAGAUGCAGGAACUACGUCGGGUCAGAUCGGGAAUUCAGUCAGAAAAGGAAGGACUGGUGACGAUGCAUGACGUGAUGGAUGCACAGUGGGUGUAUGACACCCAGAAAGAUGAGUCGUACCUGCGUCGCGUCAUCCGACCCCUCGAGGCUCUGCUCACAUCUCACAAACGAAUCAUCAUGAAAGACACGGCUGUAAAUGCUAUAUGUUACGGUGCUAAGAUCAUGCUGCCGGGCGUGUUACGGUAUGAAGAUGGAAUUGAAGUAGAUGAAGAGAUCGUCAUAAUUACAACCAAGGGAGAAGCUAUUGCUCUUGCUAUUGGUCAGAUGACGACGGCGGUGAUGUCGUCGUGUGAUCACGGGGUGGUUGCCAAGAUCAAGCGAGUGAUCAUGGAGCGUGACACGUACCCCAGGAAGUGGUGUCUCGGACCAGUCGCAUCACUGAAGAAAAAGAUGAUAAAAGAUGGUCUUUUAGAUGACCAUGGUAAGCCGAACGACAAAACUCCCACAGACUGGAAGAAGUCGUACUUAGAUUUCAAUGUAAAGAAACCGACCGAGUCUGGUGAUGGAGUAGCUAUAAAACAAGAACCACAAACACCUAAAAGGAAACACGAGACAAGUUCCAGUAGUUCUGAUGAUUCGUCAGCUGUUGCCGUCACGCCAUCAACAGACAAAAAGAAAAAGAAGAAGAAGAGAAAGGAAGAAGAAGACAAAUCUGCAGUGGUUAAAACAGAAAACAGUGAUAGUUCUGAUGAAUCAACGGAAAAAAAGAAGAAGAAGAAGAAGAAAAAGAAGGAAGAGAAAGAAGACGUUUCUGCUAUGGAAAUGGGUUCGGAAAAGAAGAAGAAGAAAAAGAAGAAGCACAAGAAAGAAACAGACAGUGAUUAAGAGAAAGUAAUAAACUGAAACAAACUGAACUGAAUGAAUGACUGAAAUUCCUGACCUCUUAACACAUAAACACUGGCUGCAUGUAGGGGUCAACGGUAUUUGAUCCAGGCUUAGUGACUGAAAACAUGUUACAUAAAUGUUUUUAUAUUAUUUUACUAAGCUUCUGUUCAGCGGUUGGAGAAUAUUGGUUGGAUCAGAUGUCUGCUUCAGAAGAAGCUUUACAUGCAGUUUCAUUCAUAAAUAAAUGGAUGGUGUGAAUGGCCCUUUAUGUCCAAAAACACUUUUAUUUCAUUUCUCCGUCAUGUGUGUUUCCAUAUGUCUUGAAGACUUGAGUACAGGGUUAAGGUUGCAGGGCUCAAAAUAGGAAAUAAAAUAUGGCCUGCUAUUACCGUAUUAUUAUUUUUAAAUAGCAGGCGAACAGAACUAUGUCCUGCUAAAAAACAUAUGAGCUGCUGGAAAUAUGACAACAUGGAAUGUGAGCAAGUUUUGAUUUAGUAUGUGAAAAUGAGGUUCUCUAAAGGUAUAUUUGAGGACAUUAUGGAAUUAAAAUGUGGUUCACAAGCUGAAUAACAGAUGACACAAUCGUACAUACAUCCGUCUCUUGAAACGUUGCCUCUGAUACUUUAGUAGUUUUAGCAGGUGAAUUUAUUGCACCUGUUAGGUCUAAAAAAAAAACUGACUUCUUUUUGCAGGUUGCUGUUUCGAACUCUGAGUUUCCAUCAGUAGAACAGUUUUAAUAUUUAAGCCUUUAGAAUGGAAUAUCUAUGUCUGUUACAUACCUAGGAUGUGUUAAAAUGUAUAAUUUUCA
Molecule: messenger RNA, 2439 nt
Organism: Gigantopelta aegis
Lineage: Eukaryota; Metazoa; Mollusca; Gastropoda; Neomphalida; Peltospiridae
Product: H/ACA ribonucleoprotein complex subunit DKC1-like
Exons: 15
Coding region: 51-1631 (526 amino acids)
Biological process (GO): snRNA pseudouridine synthesis; mRNA pseudouridine synthesis; rRNA pseudouridine synthesis
Cellular component (GO): box H/ACA snoRNP complex
Molecular function (GO): pseudouridine synthase activity; RNA binding
Source: RefSeq, a predicted model, not a curated record